CACAUUUCUUCCUAAAACAACAAAACUAGAAAAAAAAAAUUAUUUCUAAUUUGUGGGGAAAAUUCUACAGAAAAAUCAAUAAUUUCAAAAUCAAAAUCUUGAAAAAUAGGAAAAAUCGAUAAUGUCAGUGUCGUCAGAAGAUCAUUCGGAGGAAAGUGAAUUUUCUGACGUUGCACCAUGUAAACGGGAGAUUCAUACGUACAAUUGGGUGAAAAAAUAGGGAACCCGUGUAGUUGAGCAAUAUUUCGAUUGUGAGCCAUUUCCACUGCUUGAUGAGGAUGCAAAUGGAGAAUAUUUGAGCAAUCGGAGACAUGAAAAUAUGGCAUUACCAUCACCACGUGGCAAGGAUCCACACGUGCUGAAUAGUCAUUUGCUCGUCGAGCAAGUCUACGAAAAUUCCAUCCCAAAACUGUUAGUAUCCGAGGAGGAUCGUGGAAGAUGGUUUACAACAAUGGCUGGACUCAAUAUUUCCCAUGCGAUGAGUUUUCCGUUUGUUAUGAUGAGAUUCGGAGGAUAGAAAUUACUUCCUGAUUCCAUUCCUAACUUGUACACUCCUUAUCACUCUACCCAUCAACUACGCCCAGUAUACCAUCGGACAAUUCACCAACUGUCCGCCUAUCGUGCUCUACAGCCGGAUGGCUCCGAUUUUCACGGGAGUUGGAAUAAUGGUUACUAUCGUACAAUACAUUGUGUCAUCAUCUAUCCGAUUUGAUCAUCGAUUCAUUUCCAUGGCAUUUGAGUUUGCUUAUUCACUGUUGACAAAUCGAAAUGCGGUUUUCGCGGACUUUCUCCGAGUAGAGGCAUUUUAAACGGUUACGCGCCAAAAUGCAGAGAAAACGAGAUUUUCACAGAAAACCGGUGCCGACCGGCGGAUUUCCAUCGAUACGGGUACCUGCAUACAGAUAGGACAUAUCUUCAGGAAAAGCUGAGAUAUGAUCUCCAGUCGGACCCAAUAAUUGCCAAAUAUGCGACUGCUCAGUCGCCGCCGGUUAGAGUAUUCGACCCGGCCUACCAACACGCUCACUUCAUUUCCGCUGCAAUCGUUUUAUCGAUUUUUCUGUUUCUGUUGAGCCUACUUGGAGUCCGAAAGUUCAUCUGUGGAUAUCGAAACUACAUUUUCUUCGGAACAAUUCUCGUGUGUGCAGUUGUUCUGCAAAUUAUUAUCGGGGAAAACGAGCGACAGGCGACUAUGCUGAUUGUGGCUGUUGGAAACGAUUUUUUGAAAAUUCUCGAGUGGAAAACCUGGACAAUCGCUGCAAUUCAUAGUAUGAUAAUGUUUUGCACAGCAAAUGGAACCUAUAUAGCAAUUGGAUCGAUAAAUAAAUUUUCGAAUUGGUGUUUUGUGGACCUGAUAUGCGCCAAAGUUGUCGGAUUAUUUAUGCUUGUACUGUUUGGACUGACUUUUGGAAUGGCAGCCAUUAUUGGGGCGGAGGCAAACUUUUCGAAGUUUGAGAAACGAUCAUUAACAGUCGAUGAUAUCAGGGUCCUAAUCCACAAUGAGAAGAACAUUUUCGAGUACAUCUGCGUGUUUUUUUCCAGUCUAUGGCGAAGAAGUUGUUAAUGAUGAUUCUCCUAGCAGAAGGAGCCGUGAAUACCAUCUACAGAUGCUUCAAAAGUACCGCCCGUCUUCCACAAUUUGUGAUGCGCUACUUGUCACUGCUCAUUCAUUGUAGUUUGAUGCUUUUUACACAUUUGCUUUUAUUUAAUUCCCGCCAGAUUGCCUUCCUGGUCCCGCCUUACGUUGCAUUUGCCCAGAUUUUUGCAUUUUCAGUGAUUAGUUUCAAGAAUUUGUUUGUGGUAUUUGCGACAAUAAGCAUGCGGAGACGUGGAUUUUUGUACCGAAUUCGAAAAUAUUUGAAGCUUUAUUAUCAAUUCCUUCUUCCCGGCUUACUUUUGGGAAUGAUCCUCUACGACGUCUACCACAACGGAACUCGGCUCGUAAAACUGACUCUGGCUCCAGUGGUCCUUGUCGCGUUCGCCCAACUUUUGAGAUACGGCUUUAACUCAAAAAUAUCGAAUGCUUGGAAACCGACACAGAAAUUCAAACCCACUUUCAAUCAGGAUUUCUUGGAGUUUAGGAAGCAGGAGAAGGCGUUGCAAGGGAAAACGAGACGCAAGGAGCAGAAGAAGAACAUUCAGUGGAGGGAUUUGAUGUUGAAAACGAAGAAAAAUUAA
This is a messenger RNA of Caenorhabditis elegans, 2175 nucleotides long. The record is from the annotation of a RefSeq genome assembly. NCBI's taxonomy places the organism in Eukaryota, Metazoa, Nematoda, Chromadorea, Rhabditida, Rhabditidae.